CUCAAUCGCUAUCUCUGACACUUGACACAGCAGCAACUUUCCAUCUCAUCCCAUCCUCUUUGCAUCCGAUUCAUCUUUCUUCACUCGACACAUCCCCUCACAAGAAUGUCGCCGGAUGUGUCAUCGCUCAGGUACCGUGCCAUCGCCGGUGCAGCGACCCUGGCCAAGCCAGCAGCAGCCGCCUUAGGAAUCUCUGUUUCACAGAUCCCUCCCCACCACACCCUCACGUCGCUCUCCAUCACCCAUGUCCAGUUCUCGCAAAACAACUUUCUCUCGAAGCUGCUAGCCUAUGUGACACUGUCCCCACUGGGUAUCAUCUGCAGUUAUGUCGCUAUCGUCCUCACCUCUCGGGAUCUGAAGCCCCUAGUCAUGUUUGCAGGCCAACUCGCCAACGAAUUCGUCAACCAGGUCCUGAAACGGCUCUUCAAGCAGGCUAGGCCUACAGAGUAUCUCGGAGAUGGCUAUGGAAUGCCCUCUAGCCACUCUCAGUUCAUGGCCUACUUUGCAACCUACACCGCGAUUCUCAUGUACCGAAGAGGAGGGGCAUCUGACGGUUUCCUCCCACAUCUCGUAUCUGGUUGUGUCGUCCUUUGGUCCGCUCUGGUUGUCUACUCUCGCGUACAUUUAUAUUAUCACACAUGGCAACAGGUGGUGGCAGGAAGCCUUUGCGGUAUUGCGUUUGCACUGGGUUACUACUACAUUGUCAAUAGCGUCUUGCGGCCACAAGGUGUCUUUGACUGGAUCGUCAAUCUUCCGUUGGCAAAGCAAUUCUACGUCCGGGACACAGACGCGAUCCCCGAUCUCGCCAAAUUCGACUGGGAGAUGUGGCAACAACAUCGUAAUGCCGACCAUACCAAGCAGGAAUAGAUUGUACAUUCCCCUUCUCGAUAACGCUUGAUGACUAAAACGAUUCAACAUAUUACCAAUGUCACUCG
Messenger RNA from Gamsiella multidivaricata, 935 nucleotides. RefSeq names its product PAP2 domain protein. The coding region runs from base 106 to 867 and encodes 253 amino acids. Gene Ontology annotation, biological process: protein N-linked glycosylation; lipid biosynthetic process. The transcript is spliced from 4 exons. Gene Ontology annotation, molecular function: dolichyldiphosphatase activity. Gene Ontology annotation, cellular component: endoplasmic reticulum membrane; intracellular membrane-bounded organelle. NCBI's taxonomy places the organism in Eukaryota, Fungi, Mortierellomycota, Mortierellomycetes, Mortierellales, Mortierellaceae. The record is from RefSeq and is a predicted model, not a curated record.